AUGAUCUGUUUUGUCUCGGAAGAUGAGCAGAGCGCCCAACCGGAGAAACGCGGACCGCUAUACAUAUCCUCCUACGUGCUUCCCUUCUCAUCAACCACCAACCUGCCGGGGCCGGGGUCCAGCCUCGCCACCCUCAUAACCAUGUUCGGCAACAAGGGGCUGUCGCCGCGGGACAUGACGGCGCUGUCCGGCGCGCACACCGUCGGGCAGGUCCGGUGCACCACCUUCCGCGACCGCAUCUACAACGACGCCAACAUCAACGCCUCGUUCGCGGCGCUCCGGCAGCAGACGUGCCCGCAGUCAUCCGGCGGCGGCGACGGCACGCUCGCGCCCGUCGACGCGGCGACGCCGGACAAGUUCGACAACUACUACUACCAAAACCUCAUGAGCAGGCAGGGCCUUUUCCACUCCGACCAAGAGCUGUUCAACGGCGGGUCGCAGGAUGCGCUGGUGAAGAAGUACAGAGGUAAUGCUGGCAUGUUCGCCGCCGACUUCGCCAAGGCGAUGGGGAGGAUGGGCAGCCUCAUGCCGUCUGCAGACACGCCCAGGGAGGUCAGGUUGGACUGCAAGAAGGUCAACUGGACGACGAAUCUUUGCUGA
Molecule: messenger RNA, 600 nt
Organism: Triticum aestivum (bread wheat)
Lineage: Eukaryota; Viridiplantae; Streptophyta; Magnoliopsida; Poales; Poaceae
Product: peroxidase-like
Exons: 2
Coding region: 1-600 (199 amino acids)
Biological process (GO): response to oxidative stress
Molecular function (GO): heme binding; peroxidase activity
Source: RefSeq, a predicted model, not a curated record